This is a messenger RNA of Mustela lutreola (European mink), 528 nucleotides long. Its product is annotated as spidroin-1-like. The record is from RefSeq and is a predicted model, not a curated record. The coding region runs from base 1 to 528 and encodes 175 amino acids. The transcript has a single exon. NCBI's taxonomy places the organism in Eukaryota, Metazoa, Chordata, Mammalia, Carnivora, Mustelidae.
AUGACUGGGUGGGGUAGUGACUCCGGAGGGUGGCCGGGGUGGGGGUGGGGUGUACGCGAGCGCCUGUGGCUAGGCUGGGGGGGGGGAGGGGGAACCCGGGGGCGGGGCCUGCGCCGGCUGCGGAGGGGCGCGGGGGCGGGGUUGCCCUCCCGGGCCGCGCCGCGCGCGGGCGCCAGAGCGAGUGUGCGCGGGGGCGCGCGCGCUCGAGCCCGGGAGGAGGCUCCCGAGCGAGUCGGUCGUGGCGGCGCAGCCCGCUCCCCCGCGCCCUAUGUGAGGGAAUCGGGGAGGCCAGCGGCGCGCAGGGGAGGGCAAGGCAUGUGCACGGGCCGGGGGGUGCUGCAGCCGCCCGAGGAAGAGGAGGACGGCGGCGGCGAGGAGGAGAGCGGGGGACUCGCGGCGGCGGGCCCGGGCCGCGGGGAUGCAGCGGACUGUGUGUGUCUGGCUGUAGCUGACGCGAGGCGGCGAGGAGGCGCCGGAGACCCGCGAGAGGGGCGACCGGGAGGCGGCGGCGGCGGCCGGGAGAAGUAG